AUGGCAGCAGCGUUUUUGAAUAUUUGCGGUUAUGUUUUCGUCAUCUUCUUCUCGUUCAUAGCAACAUUCCCUCCAGAGAGUCGAGCCCAUGUUGCUGUCUUCGAUAACUACUGGACGCAGCGUCAAAGCGAUGCGUUGAGACAAACCAUGGACUCUUACGACCCUAAUCCGCUUAACGUCACCGACCACUUGAAUUACCAUGUCUCCUUAGCAGUGGACGCAACGGAAUCAGUCAACGGGACAAGGAGAGAGCUUACACAGAAAAGAAGUAGUCGUAGAAUUCAUAAAAGCAGCGGAAAAUGCCUAGCUUAUAACCCGAUAGACAAAUGCUGGCGAUGCCACCGUAAUUGGGCGCAAAACCGGAAGGAACUAACGGAUUGUGUGCUCGGAUUCGGAAGAAGAACCACCGGAGGAAAAGCCGGACCGAUCUACGUCGUCAACGAUGCUUCAGACAACGAUCUUGUAAACCCUAAACCGGGAACGUUAAGGUACGCAGUGACCAGAGACGGACCGCUUUGGAUCAUAUUCGCAAGAAGCAUGAUCAUUAAACUACAACAAGAACUGAUGAUAACGAGCGACAAAACAAUCGAUGGACGAGGAGCUAGGAUUUACAUCAUGGAAGGAGCUGGUUUAACACUGCAAUAUGUGAACAAUGUGAUCAUACACAAUAUCUAUAUCAAGCACAUUGUUCCUGGAAACGGGGGUUUGAUCAGAGACUCAGAGCAACAUUUAGGGCUCAGGACAAAAAGUGACGGUGAUGGAAUAAGUUUGUUUGGAGCAACCAAUGUUUGGAUCGACCAUGUUUCUAUGACAAGAUGCGCAGAUGGUAUGAUCGAUGCGAUUCAAGGCUCGACCGCGGUAACUAUCUCCAACAGUCAUUUCACUGACCAUCAAGAAGUGAUGCUGUUUGGGGCGAGAGACGAACACGUGAUCGACAAGCACAUGCAGAUAACGGUUGCGUUUAAUCAUUUCGGUAAGAGAUUGGAACAGAGAAUGCCUCGUUGUCGAUUCGGUAUGAUCCAUGUGGUGAACAAUGACUACACACAUUGGGAAAUGUAUGCAAUCGGUGGAAACAUGAACCCUACAAUCAUUAGUCAAGGUAAUCGUUUCAUUGCUCCUCCUAAUGAACAAGCAAAACAAGUCACAAAGAGAGAGUACACACCUUUCACUCAAUGGAAAUCUUGGAAUUGGCAAUCAGAAGGAGAUUACUUCAUCAAUGGAGCUUAUUUUGUGCAAUCUGGAAAACCGAAUGCGCGGAGCCCUAAACCGGUAAACCCAAUCCCAAACAAGUUUAGGAUUCGACCUAAACCGGGAACAAUGGUCCGGAAACUCACCAUGGAUGCAGGAGCACUUGGCUGCAAACAGGGUAAAGCCUGCUGA
Arabis nemorensis is the source of this 1380-nucleotide messenger RNA. The record is from the annotation of a GenBank genome assembly. Lineage: Eukaryota; Viridiplantae; Streptophyta; Magnoliopsida; Brassicales; Brassicaceae.